AUGGCGGAUACUUCUUUCCUUUCCUCGUCGCUCCCUAACUCUGAUUUUGGUAUGAAUACUUACCUUCAUCUUGGAACUUGUGGACUUUGCUGGUACAUUAGAAGGAAGAGCAGUAAGAACUUCGAUGCCCAUGCCAAGAUUAGUGGAGUGAUCUUUAUCCUCGAAGAGGGCCUAGUACAAGCCAAGAAGAAGAAAAGGGAGAAGAAGAAGGAGAAGGAGAAGAAGAAGGAGAAGGAGAAGAAGAAGGAGAAGGAGAAGAAGAAGGAGAAGAAGAAGGGGAAGGAGAAGAAGAAGGAGAAGGAGAAGAAGCGGAGUUGGAGGAUAAAAGUAUUUACAUCGGCCUGA
Molecule: messenger RNA, 345 nt
Organism: Fusarium redolens
Lineage: Eukaryota; Fungi; Ascomycota; Sordariomycetes; Hypocreales; Nectriaceae
Exons: 2
Coding region: 1-345 (114 amino acids)
Source: RefSeq, a predicted model, not a curated record